Molecule: messenger RNA, 1268 nt
Organism: Cynara cardunculus var. scolymus (artichoke)
Lineage: Eukaryota; Viridiplantae; Streptophyta; Magnoliopsida; Asterales; Asteraceae
Product: L10-interacting MYB domain-containing protein-like
Exons: 4
Coding region: 259-1119 (286 amino acids)
Source: RefSeq, a predicted model, not a curated record
GGGAAUUUCAUUUCCCCGCUUAUUUCUCCCCCAAAAUUUUCUAGGUCUCAAAUCGAGGGUUCAACUUUGCAGUCAAUUUUAAGGCGCACCUAUCGAAAUCCUAAACUCCAUUGUUCUAUUCAAGUGAAGGAGAAGAAACAAUCGUCGUUCAUGAUCAGGUACCGGUUCCUUCAAGUGAAAUCAAUUGGCGCAUACAAAUUCUAGUACUCUCAAACAUCAUUUGUCGCCAUUAGGAUCGAAGAUCUCACACUUUAAGGUAUGGAACAAAUGGCUGAAUCACACCGCACAAAAAGGACAAGGAUUAGUUGGAAAAAUAAAAAUGUUGUGAGAACUUUUUUAGAGGCUUGUAUUCUUGAGGUUGCUAUGAAUAAGAAAGAAGGUGGGAGUUUGAAAGCACUUUCGUGGAAGAAAGUUGCCGAAACUCUAAAAUCAUUGCACAACUUUGAAGUUAAUCGGAAACAAAUGCGAAACCACUUUGAUUAUUUAAAAGGGAAAUACAAAGCGUGGCUGAAACUGAAAAAUAAGGGAGACUAUGUGUACGAUCCUUCAACCAACUCGUUUAAUUUGACACCUGAGCAAUGGGAAUUGGAGAUUCAGUCAAAUAGAUACGUUGAAUCGUUAAGGACUACGAGUCUCCCAUUUCCUGAGUUGUGUGCACAAUUAUUUGAGGGCGGUGUUUCCAUGGGAAUCGGAAGCUUUGAACCGUUAUCAAAUGACCUCGAGCCAAGUACCGAGCCCCUCUAUCUUCACAACAAAGAGGAGGUGCUGAUCUCCGACUCACAAUCCACGUCCUCAAUACCCGCUUCUUCAUCUCAUUCUCAAGUAAGAAAAAACAAGAGAAAAGGUAACCAAUCAUGCUCCGAUAUAGAUGAGAGAAUAUUGAAUAUUCUAAAAGCUUUGAUCGCAAUACUUGGGAACCGAAAUAGAGUUGAACCUCCCACAUAUAAUGCAUGUUUACAAAGACUUUAUGAGCUUGGAUGGGCAAAAGAUGAUCCAUUAUUUCGUAUUGCAAUGGCUCUUCUUAGUGAUAAAGAUAAUAGGGAGGCAUGGAUGACGAUACCACCAGAAUUUGCGGUUGAUUGGGUUAAAACUGUUGGAGACAAACAGGGCUAUAAGUAGGUGGUUAGAUGUCUAUGCCAUUUGUUUAUGAUAUUAACUGACUUUUAACUUUAUCAUGUUUGAUGACUCUUGUUUGGAAGUUUAUUAAUGAUGCUUGCAAAUUUGUUUAUAAAUAUUUAUGAUCGGAUAUAUAUCCAUCAACUCUUGAG